Molecule: messenger RNA, 1448 nt
Organism: Chlamydomonas reinhardtii
Lineage: Eukaryota; Viridiplantae; Chlorophyta; Chlorophyceae; Chlamydomonadales; Chlamydomonadaceae
Exons: 6
Coding region: 120-770 (216 amino acids)
Biological process (GO): peptide biosynthetic process; translational elongation
Cellular component (GO): cytoplasm
Molecular function (GO): translation elongation factor activity
Source: RefSeq, a predicted model, not a curated record
CCCCUAAGCGCGCUGAAUUUCGUCUUCCCUUGCGCCCAAGUUCUUUCACACUUAGUGCUGUUGACCACAUAGGUUCAAAGCACCUUUCCACCCACCCUCCAGCCGCCGGACUCAGAACCAUGCAGAGUCUUCGUUCGACCCAGGUGUUCCGUGGUGGCGCGGCUCCCCGCCCCCAGAUCCGCUCUCGCAAUGUUCGCUUGGUGGUGGUCAACGGCACCGUGUCCACGAACGACUUCAAGAACGGUCUGACCGUGGAGAUCGACUCGGCGCCCUACAAGGUGAUUGAGUUCCUGCACGUCAAGCCCGGCAAGGGCGCCGCCUUCGUGCGCUCCAAGCUCAAGAACUUCCUGACCGGCGGCGUGGUGGAGAAGACCUUCCGCGCGGGCGAGCAGGUGAACACGGCUGACGUUCAGAAGCGCGAGGGGCAGUUCACCUACCUGGAGGGCGAGGAGUACGUGUUCAUGGACACGGAGUCGUACGAGGAGACCCGCCUCAAGAAGGACGACUGGGCGCAGUUCCUCAAGGAGGGCACCACUGUUGAGCUGCUGUUCUACAACGGCAAGGUCAUCUCGGUGGACGUGCCCCAGUUCAUGGAUCUCAAGAUCGUGGCCACCUCGCCCAACGUCAAGGGCAACACUGUGUCCGGCGGCUCCAAGCCCGCCACCGUGGAGACCGGCGCCGUAGUGUCCGUGCCGCUCUUCAUCAACGAGGGCGAGACCAUCAAGGUCGACACCCGCACCGGCCAGUACCUGUCGCGCGUCAACAACUAAGCAGCUAACGGGGGCUGGCUAGGUUGGUCGCUAGGAGUGCUUGUAGGCUGGAGGUGGGGGGCUUGGAAGGACGUAGGGUGCAGUUUGUGAUGGGAGCGUAACUGGCGCGCAGGAAGUGUGCGUCGUGUGGUCCCUGUGGCGGCGGCGCUUGGGGACGGUUGCGCGUAGCGUGUGCGCGGGCCCGAGCGUGCGCGGGCUGGUGGGUAAUAAAGCAAGGAUCCGGAGCUUGUGGUCUUGGCGAGAAAGGAUACUUGGGACUGACUGAAUUUGACUUUGGCGAGCAUGCUGCCGACAGGACUGACUAAGAUUACAAUGAUGGUUGUGAAGAUUACUCGGACUUGGGGAAGUCGGAACCUCCGGCGUCGGGGCUCUGUGCUAACGCUCGAUGGCUGCAUGGGCGGAGCUUGAAGCGUGGUGCAGCCCGGUGUGACAUUCGGUCAGUCGCUGACUUAUGUACGGCUGGAGGACGUAGGAGGCAUGGGUGGGAUGGGACGAACACGGCGCGUGUGUGCGUGUGUCGGCGCGCGGGGUGCCGGGGGACACCCGCAGGCCAUGCAGUUGUAAAUGCGAUACCAUGCGCAAUUGUGUUGGUCUGUUGGAUGCCGUUUGAGCACUGGCAUUUGAUGCCGGUACCUUGUUUGUCACCGGGUUUCGGAAACCUGGCGAGAAACCUCAGCA